AUGAAUAAGGAGACAGUUUGUUACUUGCUAUUUUUUCUUAUAUUUGCUAAAAGAAUUACAUGCUGGUCGGAUGAAGGGCAUAUGCUAUCAACUGCCAUUGCAUAUGAAGGACUGACUAAAGAAGAGAAGCUAAUUUUAGAAAAAAUUUUUAAGAAUUACAAAGAGGAUAAAGAUUUUAAUGAUCCUAUAUACGCCUCUAUAUGGGCUGAUCAUAUAAAACCCUUUGAUAUUCAUUAUCCUAAUAAUAUAAGAAGAUCAGGAGGUAUAGACUUAAUGAAUAAAUGGCAUUAUAUUGAUACACCUUAUAACCCACUCAAUGUUCGUAUAAAUAUAUUUCAAGAAUAUUAUUAUAAGAAUACAGACAAUGCAUUAACAGUAUUAAAACGCAUUUUUAAGUUGUUAAAAAGUAUAAAAAGAAAAGAAAAUUUCGGUACUUUUUUUUCGUAUAAUUUUAAUUUAAGGUAUUUUAUUCAUAUUUUUGGUGAUAUUCAUCAACCAUUACAUGUUAUAACUUUUUAUAAUAAUAAUUUCAUAAAUGGAGAUAAUGGAGGAAGAGACAUUAAUAUAUUAUAUAAAAAUAAAGUAGAGAAUUUGCAUUAUUUAUGUGAUUGUGUUUUUCACUCAAGAAGAAAGAAAUGGCCAACAGUAACACCAAAAGAAGUAAUAAAAGAAGCAAAAUCUUUAAUGAACCUAUAUCCUCCUGAGUAUUUUGGAAAUAGAUUAAAAAAUGAUUUAAAUGAAUAUGAAUAUCUUGAUUUUAUAAUAAGUGAUAGUUAUAAUAAAUGCGUUCAUAGUAUCUAUUAUAAUUUCCCACAUGAAACAUUAAAUAAAAAUACUUCAUAUGAUGUAACAAAUUUUUUUGUCGUUAAUUUAAAGAAAACUUUGAACGAACAAAUUGUGUUAGGUGGAUAUAGAUUAACACAUUAUUUAAAAGUUAUCAUUGCUAAUAUUCCCCCAGAUCUUGUUAAUACAAAUAAAUAUAUGAAGUGA
This is a messenger RNA of Plasmodium malariae, 990 nucleotides long. RefSeq names its product p1/s1 nuclease, putative. Lineage: Eukaryota; Apicomplexa; Aconoidasida; Haemosporida; Plasmodiidae. Gene Ontology annotation, molecular function: endonuclease activity; nucleic acid binding. Gene Ontology annotation, biological process: DNA catabolic process. The coding region runs from base 1 to 990 and encodes 329 amino acids. The record is from RefSeq and is a predicted model, not a curated record. The transcript has a single exon.